This is a messenger RNA of Oncorhynchus gorbuscha (pink salmon), 484 nucleotides long. Its product is annotated as endothelin receptor type B-like. Gene Ontology annotation, cellular component: membrane. The record is from RefSeq and is a predicted model, not a curated record. Gene Ontology annotation, biological process: G protein-coupled receptor signaling pathway. The annotation marks the transcript as partial. The transcript has 3 exons. Gene Ontology annotation, molecular function: G protein-coupled receptor activity. NCBI's taxonomy places the organism in Eukaryota, Metazoa, Chordata, Actinopteri, Salmoniformes, Salmonidae.
CGUCGCGAGGUGGCUAAGACAGUCUUCUGCUUGGUGGUGAUCUUUGCACUGUGCUGGCUACCGCUCCAUCUCAGCCGCAUCCUGAAGAAAACCAUCUAUGAUCAGAACGACCCCAACCGCUGUGAACUACUCAGUUUCCUACUAGUGAUGGAUUAUAUCGGUAUCAACAUGGCGUCUCUCAACUCCUGUAUCAACCCUGUCGCUCUCUACUUCGUCAGCCAGAAGUUCAAAAACUGUUUCAAGUCUUGUCUGUGCUGCUGGUGUACAAGGAGCAGGAAUGUGAUUCCAGAGAGAGGCGGUGUCCGCUGGAAGGGAAGCUGUCAUGGCAACGAACUCGACAGAACAAGCUCUCGUUCCAGUCAGAAAUACACCUCCACCUAAACACACACACACACACACACACACACACACACACACACACACACACACACACACACACACACACACACACACACACACACACACACACACACACACACACACA